AGGGGUCUGGAAGAGUGGGAGGAGGGAGAAAAACCAAAGAAAGGACAGAAUGAGACCGGAGGGGCUGUGGGGGUGAAAGGACCCAUCUAAAAAAGAGAGGGACAGAGAGGGGAGAUAGAGGGAGGAACAGCACCGGAGAGCAGAGAGAAGCAAAGAGAAAGGGGGAGGGAGCAGAAGGGUUACCUCAUCUAGAGCUGCUGGUGCACACGGUGCAGGGGAGAAGUUGUGGGAAAGUAAACAGCAGAGGAGAAUUCCAAUCUGCUUUCAGCCACUUGCAGCCCCCGCAGGAGACUAUAAAGAUGAGUGUGCUGGACCCGGCAGUGUGGUAAAACCUGAGAGUUUGUGGGAGGUUACCAGGAUUAAAGGGUCACCAGGGAGUGCCUGAAGCUUCUCGGAGGACACACUACUGAGAAACGAGGAGGGAUUAUGUCUACUGUGAUGUCUCAGCAACCGCCGAAGGAGGACGAAGAGGAGGAAGAUGAAGAGCAAGGGGAAGAGUUUUUGUUUGAGGACAGUACGGAUGAGGACAAACUUCAGGAGGACAGUAAAGGGAUCAGCUCUGACUCUGUUAAGUCUGUCCAGUUGUCAAAAAAGGAAGGCAGUGAGACAUCAGACAGCACACAACUUCACACAACUUCGCCUACUGCUGGACAGGGGGACAUUUCCACCAAGGAUGUAACUUCAGUUCCUACUGCAGAUGUUCCAGUUAAUGAGUCACCCAGCUGCGCCUCUGCAGCAGCAGCCGAGCCCAGCACCUCAGCUCCUUGUGUGGGAGAAGAGCUCGGGGGGCUUCCCGCCGUGCCGUCAGCUGUGGAGACGCCGGCCUAUUCAGGAGACCACAGCAAAGAAAUCAUCAAGGAAAGCUCCGGCUCCAGGGACAUCUCUGAAGCUGCACAUGUGGCUAAAACUGAGCCACAGACGGUGGAAGCUUCAGAAGUGAUCUAUGAUGACGUUCCAAGUGAGGACCCCCUCUCUCCUGAUGAAGAUAUGAUAUAUGAAGAUGUUCAGAGAGACAGUGGUCCACCGAAUGCUAACAAUGGAUGGAGCUCCAGUGAGUUUGAAAGCUAUGAUGAGCAGUCUGAUAACGAGACCAAACUACCAACACGGAGCAAGCUUGCUCCUGAAGUGCGUCGGCUGAGGGAACGGUGUGCCAAGACCAAACGCGAACUGGCCAUGAGGCUGUCUGGCAAGCACAACUGUGACAUCAAGGUUCAGCAGCUCAUGAAGGCGGCGAGAAGCGGAACAAAGGAUGGGCUUGAAAAGACCAAAAUAGCCGUCAUGCGAAAAGUUUCCUUCCUGCAGAGAAAAGAUCAAUUGGAAGAGGAGGAUGAUGCAGGAUACCUGGAUGUGGCUGUGUCAGAAGACAAGCAUCCUCCCCCACAGCUGAGCCCCAUGCCAGAGGGGCUGACCAGCCACCAGGUUGUCAGACGCCAUAUCCUCGGCUCCAUCAUUCAGAGCGAGCGGAGCUACCUGGAGUCUCUCAGGAGAAUCUUGCAGGAAUAUCACAGACCAUUGAUGGAAGCUGAUCCACGCAUCCUGAGUCCAAGAAAGAUCCGCCCUAUAUUUCACCGAAUCAGAGAGAUCACACAGUGCCACUCCAUGUUUCAGAUUGCACUGGCGUCACGUGUGGCUGAAUGGGACAGCAGUGAGAAAAUCGGAGACUUAUUUGUUGCCUCGUUUUCCAAGUCCAUGGUGCUGGAUGUAUACAGCGAUUACGUGAACAACUUCACCAAUGCCAUGGCUCUCAUUAAAAAGGCGUGCAUGUCCAAACCAGCCUUUCUGGAAUUCUUAAAGAAGAAGCAGGCAUCUAGUGUUGACCGGAUCACUCUGUACGGCCUGAUGGUUAAGCCCAUUCAACGAUUCCCUCAGUUCAUCUUGCUCCUACAGGACAUGCUUAAGAAUACACCGAAGGGCCACGUGGAUCGUCUGCCCCUGCAGCUUGCUCUGACAGAGCUGGAGAUGCUGGCUGAGAAGCUGAAUGAACAGAAACGAGUAGCUGACCAGAUUGCAGAGACCCAACAACUAGCCCGCAGCGUUAGUGAUCGCCUGCUCAGUAAGCAACUGAACUCGGAGCAGGGGUCACUGGUCCUUUGUGAGACGCUUAUUGAGACUGUGUAUGGCGAGCGGGGACAAGUCCUGAAGUCGAAGGAGAGAAAGGUCUUCCUCUUUGAUGAUGUACUCAUCUGUGCCAACAUAAAUGUCAAGGGGCCUCCGGAUAUCAGCAGCCUGGUCCCGGUUGGCCCCAAGUACACCAUGAAGUGGAGCGCCCCCUUACAGCAGGUGCAAGUAGUGGAGGUGGGGCAGGAGGGCUCUCAAAGCAAAGACACCUUCUUCCAACAGAGCGGGGCCAAGCGGCCAAGUGGUGCCUGCACUUCAGGUAAAGCGAUCCUGGGUCCUCCACGGCUCUACCAUGAGCUGCAGGAACUGCAGCAUGACCUUUCUGUUGUGGAAGAGGUCACUCUCCUUGUGGGCACGCUACAGGGGAUGUACCAAAACCUGAACACAACUGUGGCCCAGGACUGGUGUCUGGCUCUGCAGAGGCUUAUUCGCAUCAAAGAAGAGCAGAUCCAGAGUGCUAACAAAUGUCGCUUACGCCUGCAGGUGCCUGGCAGGCCAGACAAGUCAGGGCGUCCUGUCAGUUUCAUGGUGGUCCUCAACACUCCCAACCCCCUUAGCAAGAUUUCCUGGGUCAACCGUCUGCACUUGGCCAAGAUCGCACAACGAGAGGAGAAUUCGCCAGGCUGGCUAUGUGGAGAGGACGAAGGGAAGACUAUGGCCCCGUUUUGGUGUCCGCUGCUUGCUUGUCACAUGACUGUCUUUGCCACGAAGUCACCGGAAAGAAAGCUUGAAGCUGCCCUCCACAAUCCCGUUCACUGUGCACUGUUGGGCUUCUCUGCAGCGAGCACCUCCUUACCUCAAGGCUACCUCUGGGUGGCUGGUGGAGGGGAAGCCUCUCAGGGGCAGAUAGAGAUAUUUUCCCUCAACAGGCCCAUGCCAAGGGCUGUAAAGAGCCUGCAAGUCGGCUCUGUUGUCCGAUGUCUGGAAUAUGUGCCAGAACCUUCUCGGACUGAGGAAGUGGAGGCUGGAGUUCAAAAGGCCCCCUCGGGGAACGGCGCCAACAUUUGUGUUGGAUUAGACGAUGGGCGCAUACUGGUCUACGGCAGUGUGGACACUGCAGCACAAUGCCUAUUGACCCUCCAUAACCCAGAGGGCUGCCCUGUGCUAAGCCUCAAGCACUCCUCUCGCUUCCUGUUUGCAGGCCUGCGGAACGGGACCAUGAUGGUUUAUGGAAGAAGUAACAGUGAUGACCUUUGGGACCCUGACUCCUGCAGAUGUGUAAGCCUGGGCUCAGAACCAGUGCGAACACUGUUGGUGUUAGAUGACUCAGUGUGGGCAAGCUGCGGGAACUCUGUCACAGUCGUAGACAUCUCCAGCCUCACCACUCAGAAGUUUGAAGUCCAUCCAGACCCAAUGGUCAGCGUUGCACACAUGGCAUGUGCCGGUGGAGGGGUGUGGAUGGCAUUCUCCGAGGGUUCCUCCAUUCGUCUCUUUCAUACUGAAACACUGGAGCUUCUGCAGGAAAUCAACAUUUCAACACGCUCAACGCUGCUGAACACCGGUCCAAAGAGCAUGCGAGUCACAAGUCUCCUAAUUUGCCAGGGGCUGUUAUGGGUGGGCACUGCCCAAGGCUUAAUUAUCACUCUUCCAGUUCCCAAACUGGAGGGCAUCCCCAAAAUAACAGGAAAGGGAAUGAUCUCUCUAAAUGCCCAUUGUGGGCCUGUGGACUUCCUGGUAGCCACUACCAGCACUCUCUCUCCUGAACUGCUGAAGAGGGAUUCUGUCGGGGAUGGCCCAGACUCUGCAUGUGGAGGCGAGGAUCGCAGCGAUACCUCCUCUCAGGAAUCCCUUCAACAGUCCAGCUCCUACCAGGGAGAGGGGAGAGGCAAAGGACGAGGCGUUCUGCUGCAGUACAAGCUGCGCUCCACAUCAGGACUACCUGGACGGCCAUUAACGGCGCUGGGCGACGAGGCGUCAGACUCCUCCCUGGAGUCUUUGGAGCACAGCGUGGAAGAUGGAUCUAUCUAUGAGCUCAGUGAUGACCCAGAAAUGUGGGUCCGGGGACGUCCUUGUGAGAGGGAUGGGGGGCGCAGGGACAGGGUGAUCUCUGCAGCGGUUAUCUCUGGAGGCAAGGGCUUCCGUAGACUGAAGGAAGGAGCAGCAGCAGGUACUAGGACAAGUGGGGCGGGUUUAGAGAAUAUUCUCAUGGUUUGGCAGCUCCCACUGACAGUGUGAUAUGGAAAAUAUAAGGCAAGGUGAUGUGUAUUUAUAGAUGUCUACCCAGCUUAGCCUUGAAUCCCAUGUUCCAAAAAUUCAAAGGAUUUGAAUAUAUGAUGAGUAGGCGUUGCCACAGUUACAGAGCUUGACAUCUUAUGAUUUAGCCUGUGGAAUAAGGAAGCUAAGACAUGCUGUUUAUUAGAGGUACUGUCAUCCCAUAGGAUGCUUUAAAUGUUCAGGAUCAUCAUGCGUCAUCAUCUCCCCAGCUGUGGCAGAUGCCACCACAGAUUUCUUUAGUGUGAUUGUUUUGAUCUGGUUCUUUUUCCUGCCUUAGUGAAGAUUGAUAUGCCUCAAUUUAACCUCAUCAUUGCUGCGUGUGCUCUGCAACAUUUAUUUUAUGCGAGGGACUACUGUGUGAGCACCCAUGGACAGCACGCCUUUGAGAGGCAGCCUUUGUUGAAUCUGCUAUGCUCUGCAGAGUUAGAGAUGGACAUCUUUUAUCUGAUCCUGUGGGAAAGAUCCCAUCUGUUUAGAGCUGAAAGCUGGGGACUUCCACUGCAUCACAAAGCACAUUAGCAUCACUUUAUUAGCUUGCCAGCCUUUCUGUUGUCCCAUACAAUGUGAAUGUACGAUACCUUCUAUUGUGUCUCAAAAUUGAAUCUGUGCUCUCUUAAAAAAAGAAAGAAUUUAAUUUUUUCGUGUUUUGUUGCUGCUGUUGCAAAAAUGAUUUCUGGUUUUGGAACUCUCCUUCCAAGACUUUACCAUGCCUUUGUUGAGGAGGGUCAUGUUAGUACAGACUAGCUGCAAAAUUGAUUUGGAAAACAAAAGUUCUGAGAGUUAAAUAUGUUAUUGCUCUACAUUACAGAAUCUAUAUUUGCACUGUAGAGAUCCUGUUAUUAUUACAGAUUUAUUUAAAGAAAAGAAACUUCUUAGUGCCACAUUUGAGAGUAUUAUCUUGCCCAAGCACUGUAAAUGCCAGAUAUCUGUUUCAUUAUUCACUGUCAUCUAUCAGCUAGAUAAAACAAAUGUGCACACAAGGUUGGUAAUAAAUAACUCACAUUAGCUGUAAACCCCAGUUACACAUCAAAAGCAAAACUCUUUAAACAAAUGAUGAAAUAAAAGUGCUUCAGCUAUCCAAAAUGCUAUCGGCUAUGUAUCAACAGAGGGAACCUACCUAACAGAGAUCCCAAUGAGCAUGUUUACAUGCACUUUAAUUUUUAAUAAUAUACAAUAUGAUUCUGAUUAAAUAUGGUGUUUUACAAGCAAUAGCAUAAGCUUGUAUUACAACAGGAACUGAUGUAUAUUAUUUGUGAUUUCAGCCAGGACACUAAGUCAUGUAAACUUUGUCCCAUCAGUUCUUGUUUUCCUUCUGUUUCCAUGCCGAUAUUUGGUAAAUAUUUGAAGUUUAAUGCAAACAUUAAUAUUUUAUCAGGAUAUGAAGAUGCACAUAAACAACCAGACAUCCCUGUCAGGUGGAAACCUCACAUAUCCAUUGUUGGUGGUUAUUAUGUCUUUAGAUCAGCAAAAAAAAAAAAAAAAAACAUGGUCUGUCUUUGACCUGAUAAUAAAACCAUUUUAACCAUAUUGAAUGAUAUAUAAAAUGAGUUGUCAUUAGGCUAUGUACAAGCUGUUCUAUUUUUUUAAACUUGUAAAAUUAUGAAAUUUUGGUUUUUAUUUAACACCAUUAUGUUGAAUUGGAGCUGGUAUGAGAAGCAGUCGGUGUUACUGCAUGUUUAAUAUUGUAAAGUUUUUGCUUCAUCACUUCUUAAUUGGAAAUUAUUAGAGUUGGCAAGCCUGUAAAACAUGGACUAUUGGCAGCUAUCUCACAGACAAAACCAAGAAGUAUACUUAAGAGUGCACAUUUUUCACAGUGUGUUGACACAGUCAGUGGAGGCCACGCAAAUAUCUCUCUAUGAGCAUAGCUUUGUGGAUUUUCAAUAAACCGAGCGAUGCUAAGGGUUAUGGUAUAUCAGUUUUCUCCACCUCUAUUUCUACUUAGCCUUUCAACCACACAUUCACAUUUUCAUGUUAUCCCUUCAUCACAGAUGAAGGAUAGAGUUCAUGUUCAGUAUUUCCUCGACCUCCCAUUGAGGUAUUUCUCUUUUCUUCUCCCCCUCACCUGAAAUUGAAAAGCAUUUAAACAUCCAUCUGUCAGCCAGAAUCAUUAAAAAAAAGACAAUGUAAACUGUCCCUCAGAUGCUGUCAUCUAAAUGUAAAUCUCAAUGUCACAUCAGACAUAUAUACUCUAAUUUAUGUGAGAUUCAAUGCGGCUGCAGCCACAAUGCCAUAAUGGUCAGAGGUUGUUCGUUCAACCUUAACCAGAGGAUGAGUGUGUAUUCCUGCUUGAAUAGCGUGAAUAACUAUACAUGAUUUCUUUACAAAAGCUGCCAUAGAGUUGGCAUUGUUGAACUGUUUCAAAAAGCUUAUCUGCUAACAACUGAGAUUUCAUUUCAAAAGUAUAGUGAACUUUGAUGGUGAUGUUAAAAACUCAUACAUUUCAUUUGCUUACACUACAUGUGUACAGGUAUUAUCCAUGCACUGAAUAUUAAUAAUCUUGAAUGAACGUACUGUACUACUAAUUCAAAUUGUUACUGUACUAACUAAACCUAUAUUCCCUUUUGUAAAGCGGACUCUGCAACAGUGUUGAUGUUUUAGAUGAGACUGCAUAAGGCACAGUAUGCAAUUUAUUUCCUGUGGUGUUAUGAUAACAGCUGAGAUCUGGGGACAUUGUGACAUUACUGAAAAGAAGACUGGUGAGAUGAGAAAAACAAUCACGUGAUCAUACAGCUUUUGAACAAACCCCUUGCUGUAGUCGUGCACAUACAGUUUUCCUGUGCAAUGAGGCAUUAUUACUGACAAAAUGGGAGCGUUCACCCUUAAUUUUACCACCCACAACUGUUGGCUUGUUUACAACCUGUGUGAUCAUCUGACUGCUCAUAUCUUGACCUGUUAGACCAUACCUCAGCGAUUCAUUUUGUGAAUACAAAAUUACAAUAACUGAUUGAAAUGACGACCAGACCAACAAAAGUAAAGUUAAAAAAGUCAUUAACUGUAAUUGUCCUUAUACAUAAUGCAAUCACAGGCAUGUGGAAACAGUAAUUUCCCUGUGGUACAAUAAUGUUAAAUGUCUAAACAUUGUCUAACAAGCAUAUGCUGAAUUAAAAAACAUCU
Morone saxatilis (striped sea-bass) is the source of this 7446-nucleotide messenger RNA. RefSeq names its product Rho guanine nucleotide exchange factor (GEF) 10-like a (gene arhgef10la). Gene Ontology annotation, molecular function: guanyl-nucleotide exchange factor activity; protein binding. Gene Ontology annotation, biological process: SREBP signaling pathway; positive regulation of stress fiber assembly; actin cytoskeleton organization. Gene Ontology annotation, cellular component: cytosol. The transcript is spliced from 27 exons. The coding region runs from base 427 to 4293 and encodes 1288 amino acids. NCBI's taxonomy places the organism in Eukaryota, Metazoa, Chordata, Actinopteri, Moronidae. The record is from RefSeq and is a predicted model, not a curated record.